UGCGUUCAUGUGAGGAGCGUCAACCUGUUACUGAAUGCUGUGUGCACUGUGUUCUAACGGAAUGCAACGUGUCUGAUGGCAUGCGACGUGUUCUAAUGGGAUACAAACACCCUCCUUUCCCGAGGAGAGGUUGAGAGAUGCUUGGGACCACAGUCUUCGAUGUGCUCUACAGCUGCAUUUGUAUUAAUCGGCAAAGUGGUAUUCUCUUGUUUUAUUGACUGGAAAAGAAGCCCCUAAAAUGCAUCUGUUCAGGAGUUACAAUUAUCGCGUUUACCCAGACCGCUACUCAAUGGAAACACCGAGAAUACGAGGGAUAAGCUGGACACCACUUCCUGAAACCCUCGACACCCAGGACACCAUGAAGCAGUUUCUCUCAGACCGGAUCCUGAAAGCAGCCAGGUCUGUGUAUAGCGCCUUGAUAGAGCGAAACCCAAGCCUGAUUAGGGACCGAAAACACCAUCUCAAGACCUACAGGCAGUGCUCGACAGGAAAGGAGCUUGUUGAUUGGCUGUUGACGCUGAAUGACAGUUUGCAGUCACGGAGCCAGGCGGUGGGGAUGUGGCAGGUGUUGGUGGAUGAGGGGAUACUCGUUCAUGUGAAACAAGAGCUCAACUUCCAGGACAGGGAGGCCCAGUUCUACCGCUUCCUGGAGGCAGAGUUUAGUCUCAACCACACAACCAAUGAGAAGGACUCGGAGGAGGAGCUCCAGGAAGGCCUGUCCUUCUUGGUGCAGAUGGGUCCCGAUGCCCUCCUAACCAUGAUCCUGCGCAAAUGUCCGAGCCAGAGGACUGAGGAGGACCUGGAGGUGAUCUACGAGGAGCUGCUUCACAUCAAGGCCGUGGCUCACCUGUCCAGCUCUGUGCGUAAGGAGCUGGCAGCGGUUCUGGUGUUUGAGUCCCACGCCAAAGCAGGAACAGUCUUGUUCAGCCAGGGAGACAAAGGGACGUCCUGGUACAUCAUCUGGAAGGGCUCUGUCAAUGUUAUUACACAUGGAAAAGGUCUGGUGACGACGCUGCAUGAGGGAGAUGAUUUCGGCCAGCUGGCACUUGUGAACGACGCACCACGCGCUGCCACCAUCAUACUGCGAGAGGACAGUUGCCACUUCCUGCGCGUGGACAAACAGGACUUCAUACGCAUCCUGAAGGAUGUGGAGGCCAACACGGUGCGCCUGGAGGAACAUGGAAAAUCUGUGCUGGUGUUGGAGAAGAGCUCUGGAAGCAACUCAGCCAAUCAGGGAGCUUCGUGCAACAGCAACAAGUACACUGUGAUGUCAGGAACACCAGAGAAGAUUCUGGAACACCUGCUUGAGAACGUGAGGCUGGACACCAACAGCAACGACCCCAUAGAUCCCUGCAUGUCCGACUUCCUGCUGACUCACACGGUCUUCAUGCCCUCCAGCUCGCUGUGCCCAGCCCUGCAGCACCACUACCAUGCUGAGCCUUCUGAAGGCUCGGAGCUGGAAAAGGCGGCCUACUCCCUCAACAAGAAGCAGAAGAUCAUUCGGCUGGUGGGCCAGUGGGUGCUCCUGUAUGGCCUACUCCUGAAGGGCGAUCCCCCUGCCUGGGACUUUCUGGAGAAGCUGAGAGGGGAGGUGUUGGGCGACUCCCGACUCUCCAGCAUGCUGAGGGAGCAGCUAAGGGACAGGAGGAGAGCGAGAGUGGUUGAAAACGGACACCAGACCCUGUCAAAGCUCAACCAACAGUUGGACUGGUUCUCCAAUCACGAGGAGCCUGUGGGGAAGUGCCAGCCAAUUAGGGCACAGGACAAAGUCUUGUACGAGAUCUAUCGUCCCAACCACAGCUUCGUCAACCUCAUGCUCCCGGUCAACGCCUCCGUGCAAGACCUGAUGUCCUCCUUAGUCAACCCGGGAGGAGACCACGUCCUGGUCAAAAUGAACUCCUCAGGAGACAGGGUUCAGCUGAAGCUGGAUGCCACGGCCAUAUACACAUCACUGGGACUGAAUGAAAAGCUCUUCCUGUGCACUACCAGUCAGGUGGAGGAUCUGACACCCUUGGAGGAGCAGCAGGGCCCAAAUCAAGGCAGCAUGGACACAUUGGAGCAGAUGAGCUCCAAGGACAUCGCCAACCAGCUCACCGACUACGACUGGGAGCUGUUCGGAGCCAUGCACGAGGUAGAGUUGGUCUACUACAUCUUCGGCCGGCACAAGUUCCCUGGCACCACCACGGCCAACCUGGAGCGGUUUGUGCGGCGCUUUAACACCGUGCAGUACUGGGUGGUCACUGAGCUGUGCCUCUGCAACGACCUGGGGAAGCGCGCCGUGCUGCUAAAAAAAUUCAUCAAGAUGGCCAUCGUCCUUAAAGAGCAGCGAAACCUCAACUCCUUCUUCGCAGUGAUGUUUGGGCUCAGCAACAGCGCGGUGCAGAGGCUCUCCAAAACCUGGGAGAGAGUGCCAAGCAAGACAAAGAGGGCAUACUGCUCAUUUGAAAGAUUAAUGGACCCCUCACGCAAUCACAGGGCGUACAGACUGGCAGUGGCCAAACUCAGCCCUCCUUACAUCCCCUUCAUGCCCCUGCUGCUGAAAGAUAUGACUUUCAUCCACGAGGGAAAUAAGAACUGUGUGGAAAGCCUGGUCAAUUUUGAGAAAAUGCGCAUGAUCGCCAAAACCGUGAAGAUCGUGCUCGAGUGCCGGAGCCAGCCUUACGUGCCGUCAUCCCCACAAAAAGGCCUAGCGGACCGCAUGUUCCUCGAAGCACCUGCUGUGAGAAUCUCCACCUACUCAGAGCAGUCCCUCUCUCUGCGCAGCCCCACCAUCGUCCGACAGUACAUCCAGAAUCUCAACGUGAUCGACAACCAACGGAAACUGACACAGCUGUCCAGAUCAUUGGAGCGCUAAUGAUAACUGCCUCCUUGUAUACAUGGUCACUUUAAUAUGCUUGUCAACGCAAAUAGCCUGCUCCUCCAUCAUGUAGCUGCAACUCAAUAUAUCAAGCAUGCAGACCUGCCGAAGAAACUCAACCAAAUAUUAGAAUGGGUGAUCCAAGUGUGAGCUAAGCAACUUCCAGCACGGUUGGUCGGUUGGUGCCAGCUGGUUUCAGGCCCUACCUAGAGUUUACAGAGACUGGUGUAAUAAACAAAAGCAUCCAGUUCUCAGGGUGAAAACACCUUGUUAUUGAGGUCAGAGGAGAAUGGGCAGACAAGCCAACCCAAAGGCUAGAAAAUGCUCAAAUUACCGCCGUUUACAAUAGUGUUGUGCAGAAGGGCAUCUUUGUCACAGGAAGCGGAUGUGCUACAGCAGCACAAGACCAUACCGUGUUCCACUUCUCUUCACUAGGAACAGGAAGAUAAGGCUACAGAGCACUAUGUGAUCACCAAAAACUAAACAAUUUGAGAUUGGAAGACGUUCCCUGGCCUGGCCUGAUGUCUCCAUUUCAGCGACGACAUGCACAUGGUAGGGUCAAGAAUUUGGUGUACACAGCAUGAAUCCAUCAUGCUUUAUGCCAACAGUACAGGUUGGUGUUAAUGGUCUAAUUGUAUGGAGAAUGGUUUAUUGGCAUACAUUAGUACCUUCAUACCAAUUCAGCAUCAUUUGCAUGCCACAGCAUACCUAAGCAUUAUUGUUGACCAUGUGCAUCCUUUGGCCAGUGUACCCUUUCUCUCUUGGAUACUUGCAGCAGGAUCACGUGCGCUUUACUCGACAGCCAUGGCCUGCACAGUCCCCAGAACUUAAGCUUUAGGUUUGCAGCAGGAAGUAGUGACUGAAAACACCAGCGGAACUGCAUGAUGACUAUUGAGUCAGUAUUGACCAUGAGGAAUGUUUCCAGCACCUUGUUGAAUCCAUAUCACCAUAAAGAAUUCUGGCUGUUCUAGAGGCAAAAGGGUGACCGACCCAGCACUUGGUAGGCAUACCUAAUAAGUGGCCUCUUUUAUGAGCGCAUCUAUAUCCCAGCCACAAAGACUUCCUCAUUCCGUGCUGAACAUGUCGACAUGACCUUUUUUUUUUUUUUUUUUUUCUUAAAGGACCAUUCUAGAAUGUUCCAGGUUUGGUGUGCUGCAGGUAACCCAUGGGUCUAUGCUCCUGUAAAUGGUGAAGAACUGUAAAAGUGCCUAAAAGGGGCCAUUCUUAAAGGUCCGUUUACUUCAUUCACUGACUGCUGGCUUCCUGGAACCGCCAUGUCUAAAGCAAGACCACCAUUUAGCUUGCCAUAAACAAGGGAUUUUUUUAUUUUAUUUUUUUUAAGUAGUACAUGUUGUACUUUAAGUAGGCAACUAUGCCAUACUCUUACAGAAGCUCAUCUGUUCACAAAACCUAACCUUUUGUGCUCGGGAGUGGCACAGUUCAGUUGUUCCACGUUCCCGUGCAACAGUGACCUCCUGUGGCCACUGGAGGACCUGCAGUCUGCCUGCGCCAGCUGUGCGUGAGGUGUCAACACAACUUUUCAUUCAUACAUUGCCGUCUCUCUUGGGACUACACACUUGGCCCUUCUUGGGAAUUACUGCACUUUGAUCCCUCAUCUUUUCACUGGGACUUGCACUGCAAUCACUGUGGACAGGAGCAUCUGCCAAAUGUUGGCAAAAAAAAAGUGAUAACUGGUUCCACAAAACACUGGCCAAUUUCCAGUCUAAAUGGAUAUUACCAAAAAUGUCUAAUUAUAAACUGAAAAUAUAAAUAAUCUUUGAGAGACAUAUUCCAAAAUGACAUUUCAGGAGCAAACCAGCUCCCACAGUUUCUCUAGCUGGAAACGCACUCCAAAAACAAACAAAAAAACCCCCAAAAAACAUUAAUCUCUACGGCCUAUACUUCACUGCUACUGUAUCCCUUCCCCUGUAUCCCAGUUGAACAGUCUUUUCCUCUAGAGUUCUGAACCCUCCUGGUAACUAAUGGAUUUCCAGCUAGGUGCAACUCUCCAAAUAUUCACUGUAGAGUCAUUCACUUUCAACAGGCUCCAUCUUACACAUCCCCCUCCUGCAAUCCAACAUGGCCGUAAGAGCUGUUUGAAUGCUGUUCCUCAGUGCCUUAUACAUUUCUGUCCUCCGUGACUGCUGUUAGCCAAAAGGCCGUGUUCAUGCCACAACGUUACAUUCAUCAUGAAUAUACCCUUGGCAUUAGCUGUUAUUUGUGUUAAACUGCCACAGCAUCCAGUGUUGUACUGCCAGCCAAUACACCAGUGUUACUACAAGCUCCAUUGCAAAGGAUGCUUUGAUGCACUGUAGGCAAACAAGCUUAGUGAAUAGUAAUUUUUACUUUUUAUUAGAAGAUUAACACAAAGUAAAACAGCACAUGGACCAAUUUUGUAGCCUCACUAAUAUAAAAACUGACAUUUUAUGUAAAGCAUAUUUCAUACUAAGUGUGCAAAUUUUUAUUUUUUUAAAUAAAUUAUUUCAAACAAA
Conger conger (European conger) is the source of this 5349-nucleotide messenger RNA. RefSeq names its product Rap guanine nucleotide exchange factor (GEF) 3 (gene rapgef3). The transcript is spliced from 27 exons. Gene Ontology annotation, biological process: positive regulation of GTPase activity; Ras protein signal transduction. Lineage: Eukaryota; Metazoa; Chordata; Actinopteri; Anguilliformes; Congridae. The coding region runs from base 239 to 2854 and encodes 871 amino acids. The record is from RefSeq and is a predicted model, not a curated record. Gene Ontology annotation, molecular function: guanyl-nucleotide exchange factor activity. Gene Ontology annotation, cellular component: plasma membrane.